Messenger RNA from Ceratosolen solmsi marchali, 3419 nucleotides. Its product is annotated as U2 snRNP-associated SURP motif-containing protein. Gene Ontology annotation, cellular component: nucleus. The record is from RefSeq and is a predicted model, not a curated record. NCBI's taxonomy places the organism in Eukaryota, Metazoa, Arthropoda, Insecta, Hymenoptera, Agaonidae. The transcript is spliced from 18 exons. Bases 189 to 2996 code for a protein of 935 amino acids. Gene Ontology annotation, biological process: RNA processing. Gene Ontology annotation, molecular function: RNA binding.
ACCUAACAUACAUUAUAAUAAUGGCUACUGCGGGAGACGCCGCAACGCCGCCGCACAGGGCGCAGCCCUAUUGCCUGAACCGUACGUUCUCGCGACAUGUUACCGUGGACACGAGAAUUUUAUAAUUUCUAAUCAGCGAUUGGAAGCUGCAAACUGAUAAUUAAAGUACAUUCGAAUAAUAAAUUUAGAUGGCGGAUAAAGGGCUAAUGAAACAAAUUGCUGAGCAAAAGCUCAAAGCAUUCUCUAUUGGCACAAUGGGUAAAAGAUCAAUGAGCAAAAAAGAAAUUGAGGAACAACGAAAGAAAGAGCAGGAACAAGCUGCAGCUCAGGCCUUCGAAGAGUUCGUCGCAACUUUUCAAGAAUCUUCUAAUAAAAAUGCGAAUAAAGUCUGGGUUAAGGCUGGUACUUAUGAUGCAGGCAAAAGACAGGAAGAUACAAGCGAAAAAGGUAAACUUUAUAAACCUCAGCCAAAAAUGUCUGAUCUUAUCGAGAAUCGAUCUUCGCAAGAGCAGGCUCAAGAAUUUGCUAGAAUUCUUAGCUCAAACGAGCGUAAAAUGGAUAGACUUGGUAAAAAGAAGAAAGAAGGCGAAAAGAAAAAAAGUAAUCUGGAAUUAUUUAAGGAAGAAUUAAAGAUGAUUCAAGAAGAAAGAGAAGAGCGGCAUAAAUAUAAAGGAGCGGUUAAAUCUAUUUCAACAUCGCAGAGUGAAGAUCCGAUGAUAGCUGCUCUGAAAUCAGUCGAAGAUGGGUCGUUUGAUAAUGGAGAUCCAAAUACCACAAAUUUGUAUUUAGGGAAUUUGAAUCCUAAAAUAACCGAACAACAACUGAUGGAAAUAUUUGGAAAAUUUGGUCCAUUAGCUAGCAUUAAAAUAAUGUGGCCCAGAAGCGAUGAAGAGAAAGCCCGACAAAGAAACUGUGGAUUUGUUGCAUUCAUGAGUCGGAAAGAUGGUGAAAGAGCCUUGAAAAGUCUCAAUGGUCGAGAUAUUAUGCAGUAUGAAAUGAAACUCGGAUGGGGUAAAAGCGUUCCUAUACCACCCUAUCCAAUAUACAUUCCACCUGCGCUAAUGGAAAUCACACAACCGCCACCACCGUCUGGAUUGCCCUUUAAUGCACAGCCUCAUCGGCGUGACAGACAUAAGAUACCACGUAUCCGCAACCUCCAGAACGCGGACAUCCAGGAGAAGGAAAACUUUGAAAAGAUUUUGCAGAAUGCCGUUGUCAAAGUGGUUAUUCCAACAGAAAGGAACUUGGUCAUGUUAAUACAUAGAAUGGUAGAAUUUGUUGUUCGAGAAGGACCGAUGUUUGAAGCAAUGAUUAUGAAUAGAGAACUAAAUAAUCCUAUGUUUAGAUUUUUAUUUGAAAAUUAUUCUCCAGCACAUACAUAUUAUCGAUGGAAAUUAUACUCUAUAUUACAAGGAGAUGCUCAAAAAGAAUGGCGAAUGGAAGAUUUAAGAAUGUUUAAAGGUGGCAGUAUUUGGAGACCACCGCCAAUAAAUCCUUGGACUCAAGGAAUGCCUGAAGAAUUAAUAGAUGUUCAAGACAAACAAGAGCCUCGUAGAGGAAGCCUUUCUAACAGUCAACGAGAUCGAUUAGAGAAUCUACUAAGAAACAUAACUCCAGAGCGAAUAAAAGUUGCAGAAGCUAUGAUAUUUUGUAUCGAGCAUGCUGAAGCAGCUGAAGAAAUUUGUGAUUGUAUAGCAGAAUCAUUAUCAAUUUUACAAACUCCUGCAAAUAAAAAAAUUGCUAGGUUAUAUUUAAUAUCUGAUAUUUUGCACAAUUGUGGUGUUAAAGUAACAAAUGCUACUAUUUAUCGGAAAGCAUUUGAAGCACGAUUAUUAGAUAUUUUUAAUGAAGUUCAGCAAGCUUAUAAACAGUUUGACAGUAGACUGAAAGCCGAGGGAUUCAAAGUACGAGUGAUGAGAAUGUUUAGAGCAUGGGAAGAUUGGGCUGUGUAUCCACGAGAUUUUCUAGUUAAACUUCAAAAUACUUUCUUAGGCUUAAAUCAGACUGACGAAGUUGAACAAGAUAACGAAGAAGAUAUAGACGGUGCACCUUUAUCAGAUGUUGACGGUGAUAUUGUAGAAGAUUUAGAUGGUGUUCCACUUGAUGGUGCUGCUUUAUUAAAGGGAGCAAUGAAACACGGUCUUACACCACAAACCACUUCCAAUUAUGAUGAUAUCGAUGGAAUUCCAAUGGAUGACGAUAUCGAUGGAGUUCCAAUGGAAGAUGAAGAUAGUAUGGGUUCAAAGGGAAAGGAUGAUAAAAAGCUUACUAUACCAGCAGGUUUUGUACCAUCAAGGUGGGAGACUGUAGAUCCUGAUCAAGUCGAAGCUCAGGCAAUGACUACGAGUAAAUGGGAGGAACUUGGGCAAAAUGAUGACUCAAAUUCACAAGAUGCCAGUAUGGACUCCAGGGAUUAUAAUGAAGAACGGCGAAAUAGAUUACGGGAAAUUGAAGUAAAAACUAUGCAAUAUCAAGAUGAAUUAGAAAAUGGCAGAAGAACAUUAAAACCAGGAAUGUCGAUACAAACUCAAGUAGAACAUUAUCGUAAAAAGCUAAUUAAAAAAAGUGAAAGAGAUGUAAAAGAUAAUAAAAGUGAAGACAGAGAUGAAGAUAGGCGAAGAGAGAAAAAACGAAGUCUUUCUCCAGAUUCACCAACUUAUUACAGAGAUAGAAGACGUAAUUCACAAAGUCCGCCCGUCAAAGGAAGCAGUCGAUAUAGAUCGCGCAGCAGAUCUCCUCGUAAUAAGCGAAAGUCGCGGUCACCGCACAAAAAACGAGCGCCGUAUACGCCCUCACCACCACGAAUUCGACGUUCACCUUCACCUGCCUUUUCAUCAAGAUCCUCAUCCCGUAGAUCACCUGGUGUUGAACGGAAGAGACGAGCCCGCUCACCUUCGAGCUCGCCUACACCUCUUUCCAGAUCCUCCGUUAAACACAGGGCGGCUAGUCCAAUGUCGCCUACACCACGAAAACAUCGCCACAAACAUAAAUACUAAAUAAAUUUUGCUUUAUUUUCUCACAAUUUACUUAAAAUUGUAUGAUAAUCCAACAUUAACAAAGAUGUAUAAUUGCAAUCAAAUUCUGCUAAGUCAUUUGAAGCACUUCGUCAAUGUUGAAUUGUUUUAUUUCUUUAUACUUUAUAAUAUUUUUUUUUAUGAAAAUCUAAUUUUAUAAGUGAAAAUGAUUGUAUAAUUACCUACCAAAAUGUAGCUCAAACCAAGUUUAUAAAAUGAUUUUUUUACCGAACUACGUUAUCUUGUUUCGCCACUAUUUUAUACGCUGCAUAAUUACUGUUGAAAUCGAAUUUUAUUCACCACGUAAAAAUGUACAUAAACCUCAAUUUGUAACCAUCGAUUCAUUCACGUUUUUAGUAAUUUAGUUUCGGGAUAAAUAUUCAUAAAUAGAAAAUUACUUUCAGA